Cryptococcus deneoformans JEC21 is the source of this 2615-nucleotide messenger RNA. RefSeq lists its product as hypothetical. Lineage: Eukaryota; Fungi; Basidiomycota; Tremellomycetes; Tremellales; Cryptococcaceae. The coding region runs from base 226 to 2148 and encodes 640 amino acids. The transcript has 3 exons. The record is from RefSeq and is a predicted model, not a curated record.
AAUCUAUACUAUAGUUUGCCCAUCCUUUCUUCCUUCCUCUCCUAUACACGUCUGCGCCUCCGACCCCCACGUUCCUUUCCAGCCUCUCGCCCGGCCCCGCACUGAUAUUCGUCCCUUCCUAAUCCCCGGGACCUCGUAAGCAGCUUUUCUCUCAGAUACAACAACAUACACUGACACAUUCUUUCCCCAUUCAACCACUGUCCCCCAUCAUCUUUUCAUCCGACAAUGACUCUUCCUCCUAUCGGCCGUGUUGGCCUAGCAGGCGCACCCCACCAAAGCAUUGUCAAGAGGGCUGUCCAGGAGCGAGCUUCUUGUGACCUCGCGGCUGGUGACCUCUACCUCUUCCCCAACUCCAGCUCUGUCAUCGACGCCACCGACCCCGUCACCUUCAAAUGGAACACUGCAUGCGAUGUUGCCACUUCCACUGUUGAUCUCUACCUUUACGAGUCUGCCGGUCUCAUUAAAGCUUGGUCAGACAUCGACUUUUCAGCUGGUGAAUACACUGUCCAACUCCAGCCUAAAUGGUGGAACGACACCACCACUGCUUCUCUCCAGUUGAACAUCCUUGACCACGGCGCCGACUCGUGGGAUACUUCCUAUCUUGCUGGUCCUGUUUUCACCGUCGACUAUGCCGCUUCUGCCAUGUUCCAAACUACUACUUCCAAUGGUCAAGUCAUCACUUCAACCGCCGCUGCUGCCGCUACUGAGAGUAGAGACGCCGUCUUCCAGGAUGUAUCUGGCACAAACGGUGGCGACAAAAACAAUAUCUCCAAGGGAGCCAUUGCCGCCGCUGUCGUCGUUCCUAUUAUCGUCGUUGCCAUUAUAAUCGCCGUUGCUGUUCGAUUCUGGCGUAUGCGCGAAGCAGAGAAGAGGAAGCGAUGGUCUCAGGCUCUGUCCACCCACUCCAACCUUGAAUGGGAGAAAGGCGCCAUACCAGGAGAGAAGCCUCCUUCCGUCCUUGGACGACCUUCCAUGGGCGGACGUCUCUCCAUGGGUACCCGCCCCAGCAUGUCCUCUUACGGUGGUAACCCUCGUCCUACAUCCUCCGUAUACGCGGUCGAGAAUAACAUGGCUGGUGCCGGUGCUGGUAGCGCCAUGCACUUCCGUCCGGAUACGCACCCCGAGAUGUCUAGCCUUCGUUCCAAGUCUGUCGAUAACCUCUCUGCUGCUGGUCGAAGUUCUGUUGUCAUGUCUGAUGGUCAGGUCCGUCAGCCCCGUAUCUCAUUCGCCGACCAAGCCCGUCCCGACCGUGUGUCCCGUGCGUCCUUUGGCGGUGACAUUCGUCCCAACGUAUCUUCUUCCUCCCUCUUCCGUCUUCCCGGCGCUUCCAAGUCUGCCAACGACCUCGCGGUCUCUACCAAUCGAAGGUCCGCUGCCUACGCCACCGGCUCAGCUGUUGACGAUGAAGAAGAGCACAUCAGCGUCUCUCCUUCUCAGCAAGAUGGCCCUCUUGGUUUCGCCGAGGCUGAUAUGAGGCGCGUUUCGCAAGGCCAGCGAACUGGACGAAGGAGUUUGUUGUCUUUGGGCGGCGGUCGGGACAACAAGCGUCAGUCUGUCGCAUCUGCUUUGUCUGGUGAUGACUUUAGGUCUGCCGCUUCCGCUCGUGGAAGUGUUGACGAGCUUCGAGAUAUGGAGAACAUGGUCCUCCACCGACGAUCCAUGAUGUCGCAAGCUUCUCCAUCACCCAACUUUGAAGCCGCCUAUGACGCUGAUGCCGUUGAAUCCCUCCAAGACCCCGAGCCUAUGGCGAUGCCCCUUCCGUCCCCCAUUCCCGCCGGUCAAGACCCUGAUCAAGCACUCGCCAUGUACGCUGCUCAGCGCGCCAACGCCAUGUCCCCUACCAACAACAACAGCUUGCCCCCGAACCCGUCACGUUCAAACUCUGCCAUGAAAAUCCCCUUCUUUUCCAAAAAAUCCGCCUCUUCCAGCAACACUUCUGGCUUUUCUCCUGGUGCCAGCGCUAACCCUGAGCAAGGGGAAGUACCCACGAUGGGCCCUCCAGUGGAGAUGAGGAGCUAUGUUCAUUUGAACUCUGGCACAGUCAGUGCGGAUGUGGUGAAUGCCCUUCCUAAGCCUGGACCUCCUGCGACUACUAGGGCGAGUGGGGCGAGCGACGCUAGCAAGUACAGUGAGGAAGAGAGCAAGUAGAGCUUUUCCGCGCACUGUGUUGCGUUGAGUGAGAAGGUGUGGACAUGUGAAUGAGUGAGGAGGAGAGUCAACUGUAUCCACCAAUGGUAUUUUUUUCAUUUUCUUUUUUUUCGAAUGGCCUUACGAAAACCAAAAACCAAAAGCCAAAAAAAAAAAAAAUCAAAGCGAGACGGACUUUUUUACUCUGUGGAAUACUCUUUAUAACAAUACGAACCAGUCUUAUCGAUUUUUUUGUUUUCAGUACUUAUAGUUAUUACCCUUUGAAGCGUGGGUAUCAAAAAAAUAUCGCUCGUCCGCUCUUUAUGUCUUUUCUCCCUUCUCGAAUAACUACUUUUCUUCUCUCGUCGCUGGCGUUAAACCAUUUCUAUAAGUUUGAGAUCUUCUUAUCGUAAAGGGUUUGAGUAUAGUUUUUUUUUUUUUUUAGUUGAAUAAGGUAAUUUUUUCAAGCUUGCUUGGAUUGAGCAACC